Molecule: messenger RNA, 359 nt
Organism: Acaulospora colombiana
Lineage: Eukaryota; Fungi; Glomeromycota; Glomeromycetes; Diversisporales; Acaulosporaceae
Source: the annotation of a GenBank genome assembly
GGUGGAAACUAACACUCGUCUUAUGUUCCGUGUUUCCACUUUUGACUAUCUCUGUCGGUAUUAUGGGUAAACUACUUGCAGCUGCAUCCAAAGAGGGGCAAGAUGCUUAUGCGGCGGCCGGUUCAAUAGCGGAACAAGUUAUCUCCGGCAUUCGUACUGUAACAGCAUUUAAUGGUCAAGAACGCGAACUACAGAGAUACGUCGGAAAAUUACAACUCGCAUAUCUCAUAGGUCACAAGAAGGCAUCUGUUCACGCUGUGAGCAUGGGAUUUGUGUUAUUCGUCAUUUAUUGUGCUUUUGGAUUGGCAUUCUGGUACGGUAGCAUAUUGAUUGUGGAUGGUCAGGCUAAUGGUGGAGAA